Sorghum bicolor (sorghum) is the source of this 1019-nucleotide messenger RNA. RefSeq lists its product as uncharacterized. The transcript has a single exon. The coding region runs from base 190 to 561 and encodes 123 amino acids. Lineage: Eukaryota; Viridiplantae; Streptophyta; Magnoliopsida; Poales; Poaceae. The record is from RefSeq and is a predicted model, not a curated record.
UGUCGUCGUCGACUCGUCGUCCCUCCUCCGUCUCCGCCCGCCGCGUGCGCCUAUAUCUACUCUACCACGGCCGCCCUCGCAAAUGAUCUGCGGCUUCUUCCACGCACCAAUCCCCGAUCGCACUCGAAUCGCCUCCAGCAACCGGUCCGUAUUAAUUUAGUGUCCGUGUCCACCCAAGGAGAUCGAUCGAUGGGAAACUGCUGCCUCGAGAGGCCUCGUCGCGGUGGCGGUGGACGUGCUGGCGCCGUGCAUUACGCCCGGAAGAACCCCGUGUGGGUGGAGAACGACGACGUGGGGGACAGGAAGGAGGAGGCGCGCAAGGGCGAGGGCGCCGGCGCGGCGCCGGCGGCGGCCACGGAGGUGAAGAUCAGGAUCACAAGGAAGCAGCUGGAGGAGCUGCUGCGGCGCGUAGAGGACGGGAAGCACGGCGGCGGUGGCGGUGGCGGCGCGCCCGUCCAGGAGGUCAUCUCGGAGCUCCUGUGCGUGGCCAGCACUAGCUCCAACUUCCGGCACAGGGAGGAGGAGCAGUGGCGGCCGUCGCUGCAGACCAUACCCGAGUGAGAGGGAUCUAAUAGAUGGUUAUGGUACUUGAUAUUAUCUCCCGUAUUAGUUAUUUAUUUAGUACCUCCAUCGAUCCAUACAUGCUUGCUUCGCUUGUUGGAAUGGGUUGUAUGAAUGAAAGUGGGUCUAUCCACGAUCUCAUAAAUAAAUAGAUUUAACUUUUAUGAUUGUGAAAAUUCGUAAAAGUUAAAUCUGUUUAUAUUUAUGGGCUCGUGGAUAGAUUUAUUCGUGUCGCUAGUCACUUGUUACUCAUAUUUAUUGUAGUGGUAUUACAAGGAGUGUAUAUUUACUAGUUCUUGGAUCAGGAAAUCAGUCUAUGUUGAGUUAGAUAGAUAUUUAGGCUAUGCAGCGUAGUUGAUCUUGGUGUUUAGUUGACUAUUGCAUGUGAAGUCAUCUUGGCUUGUUUAUUUUGUUUUGGACAUUGGACUGUCCAACCGUGGAGUACGGAUUAUUGUAGA